Alosa sapidissima (American shad) is the source of this 973-nucleotide messenger RNA. RefSeq names its product complexin 3b (gene cplx3b). Bases 340 to 810 code for a protein of 156 amino acids. The transcript has 3 exons. Gene Ontology annotation, biological process: regulation of neurotransmitter secretion; synaptic vesicle exocytosis; neurotransmitter transport. Gene Ontology annotation, cellular component: SNARE complex; terminal bouton. Lineage: Eukaryota; Metazoa; Chordata; Actinopteri; Clupeiformes; Clupeidae. The record is from RefSeq and is a predicted model, not a curated record. Gene Ontology annotation, molecular function: syntaxin binding.
CCAGGAUUGGUUCGAAUAGGCAGUCAAACUUGUUGACUCUUGAGUCCUCGGCUGCUCUUCAUAGACUAACCUUGCCGCGGCGGAGGAGCUGUCCGCUGUCGUUAGUGCUGAAACGUUAAUCGCUGCGAUCCCACGGGGAGGACACAUCUCAGGAAACUGUUUGGGGGUGACUUUAUCUCCAUCGUACGAAUGAGUGUGAUCGUCCACUGACCAGAUCUGAAGUGCCUUUUGUUGGAUUUACUCCGCGUUCCGCUGGACAUCUCCAAAGCGACCUUUGCCACAACUCCUGUGUGAGGGGAAGGGUUUCACUGGCGCAUAAAGGACUCCGUGAAACGCACGAUGGCUUUUCUAGUGAAACAAAUGGUGGGGGGUAAACUGAAAGACCUCAAAGGAGACCUGGGAGUGGACAAACCCGAAGGAGAGAAGUCAGAGGCGGCCGCCAAAGGAAUGACCGAAGAGGAGUUCGAACAGUAUCAGCAGCAGUUGCAGGAGGAAAAGGAGGAGCGAGAGGCCGAUGUUGCACAGAAGAAGGCCGAGCGAGCAACAGUGCGGACUCACUUUCGUGAUAAGUACAGACUCCCAAAGAACGAGCUGGACGCAGAGCAGAUCCAGGCGGCACGAGAUGACGUGGAACUCCCCGAGGAGCUGGCCAAGAUGAUUGCCGAGGACAACCAGGAGGAAGCGCAGAAGUCCUCUGUCCUCGGGCAGCUGUCCAGCAUUCAGAACGUGGACAUGGAUCACCUGAAGAACAAGGCCCAGGCCACAUUAGAGGACCUCAAGAACAACGCUGAGAAGUGUGCUCUCAUGUAAUCACUCUUUUGCUUUCUCCCUCUGUCUCUCUCACUCUCUCUAUCUGACUCUCUCCCUCUGACUUUCAUUCUCUUGCAAUAACUAGAUUAUCUCUAUCUAUCUAUCUAUCUAUCUAUCUAUCUACCUAUCUAUCUAUCUAUCUAUCUAUCUAUCUACCUAUCUA